AUGGCGCGGACGGACGGCCAGCUUGCGCUGCUCCACGUGCAGCGCGCCAAUCGCCCGCGCAUUGCGCCAAUCCUCCGCGUUGUCGCUACUGGCGCGGCCCCGCUCCCGGCGGUGGCGCUCGCGGCGCAAGGGCAGCUCGCGAAAGGGCAGGCGGCGCAAGGGCAACUAGCGCAAGGGCAGGUGCAACUAGUCGCAGCACGUGCGGGUCCGGUAGGGGCGCCACAGCAGGCUGGGCCCCCGGGGAAGGGCGCCCCCCCUUCCGCCACUUCUGCUGCUCCGCCUGCGCCUGCUGUCCCCCCGCCCGCUGCUGCUGCCCCGCUCGCAGGCGCCGCCGCCCCGCCGUCCGCCUCCUCCGCCGCAGCGGAAGCAGCGCGCGAACAGAAGGCGGUGGCGGAAAAGGAUGCAGGAGAGGAACCCUUAAAGGGCGCAGCGGGUGCAAAGGGAGAGGUUGGGGGGCUGGGGGAGAGGGAGGGGGAGGGGAAGGGGGAGGGGGGGAAGGGGAAGGCCGGGCGGAAAGCGGAAGGGGCGGAGGGUCGAAAGCGGAUGGAGGAGGUGGAGGAGGAGGAGGAGGAGGAGGAGGAGGAGGAGGAGGAGGAGGAGGAGGAGGAGGAGGAGGAGGAGGGAGGGGAGGAGGAGAGGGAGAGGUGGAAGGCGCAGAGGCAGGUGCGCGCAGGGGGAAGCAUGCAGGUGCUGCAGGCAUGGCAGGAACAGGAGACAGAGGAGAGGGUGGGGGAGGGGGUGGAGGAGGAGGGAAAGGAGGAGGGAAGGGAGGAGGGGCAUGCCCCUCUGCCGCCCAAACAAGCCGCCCCUGCCAAGCAUGCCGCCCAGUCGAAGCAGUCUGCCGCCCAGAAGCGGGCGGCGGGGGGGAAGCAGCCGCUGAGCCCCACUAGGCAUUCUGCCAGGCUGGCACUGAUCUCGCCCGCCCGGAAGAAAGGGCGGUGGGGUCGGGAGGAGUGGGAGGGCGGUGAUGGGGAUGAAAGGGAGGAGGGAGAUGGGGGGAGGAAGGAGGGGAGCAAGAAAGGGGCAGGGAAGGAGGAGGAAGGUGGAAGAAGGGGGGCGGAUGGGGAGAGAGAUGGGGAAGGGAAAGGGGACGAUGGGCGGAAGGGGAAAGGCGUGUGGAAGGGGAGAAUGGAGAGCGGUGCAGAUGGUAAAGCGAUGGGUCGCACGGAAAAAGGAGGCAGCAAGGGAGUGCGAGAGGAAACGAGCAGCAGAGGUGGAGUGAAGGGGGAGAAGGAGAGGUGGGGGGGGAAGGGGUUACGGGAGAGAGGAAGUCAGUGCGGCAAGGAAGGGGUAGAGGAGAGUGGGGGGGAAAGGCAAGGGGAGAGGAAAGGGGAGAAGGGAGGAGGGACACGAAGGGAAGUUGGAGGUGUAGGAGGGGAGGCUGGAGGACGGUUUUCAAGGAAGAGGAGGCGAGGAGAGGCGGAUGACGAUGCCGGUGCCGGUGCUGGUGGUGGUGAUGGGAGUGGCGCUGCUGCUGGCGCUGUUCCUGAUGCUGCUGAUGUUGCUGCUAUUGCUGUGACAGGGUCGAGCGAACGGGAUAGGCAAGAGGGACGAGAAGGGAGGGAAGGGAGAGAGGGAAAAGAGGGGCGAGAGGGACGAGAGGGGAGAGAAAGAGCAGACAGUGCAGAGGAGGCAGAGCAGCAAUGGAGCAAGGGUCCCAUGGUUGAGGGGAGGGGUGCAGAACGGAGGGACGGGCAGAGGGACGGGCAGAGAGUUGGUGCAACAACCCCCACCAAAGCCAAAGCCAAGGCUACUCCUAGUGCUGCCGCUGCUGCUGCUGCUGCUGCUCGCCCCAUGGCUCCCCCAUCCACUCGCUCCGCUACCGUCCUUUCCCCCCCUCGCCCCUCCUCUCGCCCUCCCCCUCGCGCCUCCCCCCGCGCCCCCCCACCUGCUCCCCCGCGCCCGGCUGUCCCGUCUGCAGCAGCGGACCGAGCAGCAGCAGCCAUGGCUGCUGCGAGGAGCCUGGGAGGGGGGUUGGACUGGCCUCCUGCUGUCACUUCCGAGGCACAGACUUGCUCUGACGCCCACGCCACUCCAGGGAGCCUUGAAAUUCCAGAGAAUCCCGAGGGUUCAGAGAGUUUUGAGGCUCUUCAGAUGGGUGGGAAGGCUGUAAAGGCAGCAGAGGUGGUGGUGGUGAAGUCUGAAGCAGAGGCGAGGGGGAGGGGUGGGGCCAAGGUGGGUAUGGUGGGGGAGGGUGAGAAGGGUGGUGCGGGGAGGGGGAGUGAAGGGGGGAGGAGAGGGGGGGAGGAAGUGAGGGGGAGAGGGGGAAGGGUGGCAGGGGCGGCAGGUGUGGGAGGAGUGGUGAAGAUUGGAUUCGCGGGUGCGGCGAGGGGUGGUGGGAUGGGGGAGGUACGUGGUGAUGGUGGGAAGGGAGAUGACUGGAUUAUGUUGGAGCAAGAGGAGGAGGGGGAGGAGAGAGGGAAGGGAGGAGGGAGUGAGAGGGCGGAGCAGGGGGGGAUAGCAUUGGAAGAAGAGGGAGAGGAGGAGAGUGUGGAUGUGGAGGAAGCUGAUGAUGAUACUGAUGAGGAGGGGGAGGGGGAAGAUGAGGAAGAUGAAGAGGAGGAUGAGGAGGGGGAUGAUGAGGGGGGGGUUGACAUGGAUGGGGGGACGGUGGCAGCGUUGGCAGCAGCGGGGAUAGACAUCAGCAUGCAUGGCACGCGGAGCCUCUCAGAGGCUGACGUGGCAGCUGCUUGCCACCAGGUUAAGGUGCUGGUACUGCCUCAUCCUCCCCACCCCCUUCAUCCUCCCCACCCCCUUCAUCCUCCCCACCCCCCUCAUCCUCCCCACCCCCCUCAUCCUCCCCACCCCCCUCAUCCUCCCAUCCCUGUUUACAUCAGGUACGGGGCGGCCUUCAUAAUGGCUCUGCUCCAUGAGGUGGCACGGGAGGCAUCGUACCGGCGCCACCUCCACUGGCCGUCCAUCGCCGCCCGCCUCUCGGCCAAUCACAGCUUCCCCGUCACCAGCCUGGCGCUCUGCCAGCUGCUCUGGCGCUGGCUGGCCUACGGCCGCCCCUUCUCGCACCUGGACACUCUACCCUCCGUGCCCCUGCUGGUAAGAUGCUGCUCCCCUCAGGUGUUUUCGCCUCUGCCAGCUGCUCUGGCGCUGGUUUGCCUACACCUCCCCUUCUCGCACCUUGACACCCUCCCCUCCGCACCCCUGUUGGGCAAGGCACUGUGUGUGUGGCAUGAAGAGGAGGGGAGCGAUUUGGGGGACGAGUUUGAAUACCCAGAGGAGGAGGAGAGCGGCCUAGAGGAUGAGCUGGAGUGCCCUCUGGACACAUUGGAGGAGGAGGAGAGCGAUUUGGAGGACGAGCUCGAAUACCCGCUCGACACGUCUCCUCACCUCAUUUCCGCCGCUGCAUCGUUUGUCAAGGUUGACUUGGCUGAUUCGGGCAUUGCCUAUGGGUGGUACCACUCAUGCCACCCAGGGAAGCACGACACCUCUGAGGCGCCUCAAAAGCACGACACACGGCAGCAGCAGCAGGCGGAUGGAGGAGGGCAGACGCACAAGGAGCAAGGCACGGCACAGGCCAAGGAUCGCCAGCAGGAGGCGUGGGAGGAGCAGGCGCGGCAGCAGCAGCGGCAGCAGCACACACAAGGAGAGAAUUUUCAUGACCCUUGGGACUUAGGCACCCCCGAUCCUGCCACCCCUGCCCUUUCGACUGCCCAGACCCACACCCCUCUGCACCCUGUCGACCCUGCUGCUGCUGAGAUUGGGGUGGGGGAGAUGGGGAUAGAGGAGGGAAGAUGGGAAAGAGGGGACGUGGAGAGGGGAGGGGAGGGGGGAAAGAAGCGGAAAUGGGAGGGGAUGAGAGAAGGGAGGGGAGAAGGGCAGCAGGGACGGAAGGGAGGGACAGGAAAGGUGGGCGAUGGGGGGGAGGGGGAAGACGGGGAUGGGGGGGAUGAAGGUGGGGAGGGUAAGGAUGGGGAGGAGGAUGAGGACGAGGAGGAGAACAAGCCGGUGGCUCGGCUGGUGAGUCAACACGCGCCAGUGCCCAAGGCUACAGAUGGUUCAAAGGGGGAGGGUGGGAUGGGAAAGGAGCAGGGCAAGACAGGGGAUGGAGCCGGAGGAGGAGUAGCAGGAGCCGGAGGAGGAGUAGCAGGAGCCGGAGGAGGAGUAGCAGGAGCCGGAGGAGGAGUAGCAGGAGCCGGAGGAGGGAGUCGGAAGGCAUUGGGGAAGGGUUCAGAAGAAGCAGCCUUGGCUGCAGGGGCAGGGGGGGGAGGAGGGGAAGGGGGAGGGAAGAAGGACGGAGCGAAAGCCGCUGCCGGAAAGCCAGCAGCAGCAAAGGCAUCGACAGGCGGUGGGGGGGAGGGUGGGGCAGGCGAGAAGAAGACCAGCAGCAGCAACGCCCAGCCGGCCAAACCCAGCAAGGCAGGCGCCGCUGCCGCUUCUGCAUCUGCUGCUGCCGCUGCCUCUGCCUCUGCUUCUGCCGCUGCCGCUGCUGCUGCAGGUAGUGCAGGCGGGGGCAGUGGCGGCACAGAGGGAAAGGGGGCUGCAGGGGGAGGGGGAGGGGCAGCAGGGGGAGCACGGGGCACAGCGGGGGAAGCGGGAGGGGGAGCAGGAGCAGCGGAUGGAGAGGCGAAGAAGAAGCGCAAGGCAUGGACGCCCGAUGAGGACAAGCUGCUGCUGAAGGCGGUGGAGGUGUAUGGCGAGGGGCAGUGGGGGCGCGUGCUCAAGAGUGAUUUGGGGAUUGAGAGGAACGCUGCCCAGCUAUCCCAGCGCUGGUACAUUCUACGAAAGAAGUUUGAGAAGGAAGGAGUGCCCAUCCCGGGCCGCAAGGCAAGGGAGGCUCGGGAGGCAGCAGCGAGAGAAGCAGCAGCUAAAGAAGCCGCAGCGAAAGAAGCAGCGGCGAAAGAGGCGGCUGCUAGGAAGGCUGCUGCUAGAGAGGCUGCUGCGAAAGAGGCAGCGGCGAAAGCAGAAGCUGCUGCGAGGGUAGCAGCAGCAAGGGAAGCGGCGAGAGAAGCAGUGAGGGAGGCAGCAAGGGAGGCAGCAGCUAGGGAAGCAGCAAGAGAAGCAGCAGCUAGAGCGGAGGCUGAAGCGGCUGGUAAGGCAGGAGAGGGUGGUGUGGGAGGGGAGACUGGGGAUGGGAAUGGGGCAGGGAUGCAGCAGCAGCAACAGCAGCAGCAACUGCAGCCAGCGCAGCAGAGAGGAACAGCGAGUAGCAGUGGUGGUUUGGGGGAAGCACCCAACCAAUGGGCUCACAGAACCGGAUCUGCUGCAGUGCCAGUUGGCAGUUCGGGAUUGGCCCGUGGGAUGGCUAGUGGGGCGGCAGGCAGGGGUGCGAGUGGGAGGGGAACGACAGGCAGGCUGACGUCAGCACAGGCAUGGGCGCAGCAUCAGCAGCAGCAGCACCAGCAGCACCUGCAGCAGCAGCAGCAGUUGCUGCAUCAGCAACAGCAGCAGCAGAGGCGGAUGGCAACUGCUAUGGGCCGAGGCAGGGGCUUUCCAGGAAACUCCCCAUAUGCUUCCGCAGCUGCUGCCUCAGCCGCCGCCGCUGCCGCUGCUAAUGCUGCCAAAUCGGCAACAGCUGGUGGUUAUUCAACUGGUGGGCUUCCGGGCGGCAGAGGUGCUGUAGCAGGGGCGGGUGGGCGGGCGGCAGUGGGCGGCGGUAUGAUGGGUAGGAUGGGUGUGGGGAGAGGACGAGGGGUGGGUAACCCAGGAGCUGCUGCUGCAGCAGCAGCAGGGAGAGGAUCAGCAUCAGGUUCUGCAGCAGGAGUAGGAGCAGCAGCAGGAGGUAUGGGAGGAGUGGGAGGAGGGAUAGGAGGGGGACCUAGGCCAGGCAUUGGCUCAGUAGGGCGUGCAUCCAUGCACCCACACUCCUCCCACCCCUCCCACCCCUCCCUCUCCUCCUCCCGCUCCCCUUACACCUCCCUCUCUCACUCACACGCACCUCUCGCCCCGGACCCACUGGUGCAGGCGGCAGCAGUGGCAGCAGGGGCGCGGAUAGCACCUCCCUCAGCUGCCGCCUCCCUCAUGCAGGCCGCUGCGGGCAAGGCAGGUGCGCCUGUGGUGGUGCACCACAUCACCCGCUCGCCCCAUACCUACAGCUCAGGCUCGGCAGCAGGGUUUGUGCCUGGCGGUGGAGGUUCGGGAAGGCCUGGAGUGGGGGCGGUGGGAGGGGCAGGUCGGGGUGGGGGAGGGCAGAGUGGGAGAGGGAGAGGGGUUGCCAUGUCUUCUGCUGCUACAGCCGGUGCUGCUGUAGUUGGUUCAGGGGGAGGGAGGGGAGGGGUAGGGGGAGUGGGGAGAGGGGCAGGUGCGUCUGUGCCAGGUGGCCAAACCUCAUUGGCUGGGAGUAAACCAGUGGGGCAAAGUGCCUCUUCGGGAAUGCCCCCAGCAGGCGCACAGGGGAGUGCAGGGGGAGUUGUAGGCGCACAGGGGGGCGCAGGGGGAGGUGCAGGCGCACAGGGGGGCGCAGGGGGAGGUGCAGGCGCACACGGGGGCGCAGGGGGAGGUGCAGGCGCACACGGGGGCGCAGGGGGAGGUGCAGGCGCACACGGGGGCGCAGGGGGAGGUGCAGGCGCUCAGGGGGGCGCACAGAGCAACACCAUGCAAGCAGCACUGCCAGCAGUGCCAGCAACAACACCACCUGUUUCAGCAGCGCCAGCAGCAGCAGCAGCAGCAGCCCCAGCAGCAGCAGCAGCAGUUGCUACGCCUCCUGCUGUUGACUCGCCCAAACCGCCUUGA
This is a messenger RNA of Closterium sp. Naga37s-1, 6684 nucleotides long. The record is from the annotation of a GenBank genome assembly. Lineage: Eukaryota; Viridiplantae; Streptophyta; Zygnematophyceae; Desmidiales; Closteriaceae.